Molecule: messenger RNA, 360 nt
Organism: Helobdella robusta
Lineage: Eukaryota; Metazoa; Annelida; Clitellata; Rhynchobdellida; Glossiphoniidae
Exons: 1
Coding region: 1-360 (119 amino acids)
Source: RefSeq, a predicted model, not a curated record
AUGCCAGAAAAGAUCGUCAUCUUAAUUACAAUGACGUCAUUGUACUCAGGAUCCAACAUUUUCGCGUCGCCAUCGUCCCGAAAGUUCAACCCGUCGUCAUACGCCAUCAUGAACGGCAGGAGCGCGCCUGCGAAGCCGACCUACUAUGACCUUAUUGACGACGGAAACGUCGAAAAUCUUGCUCUAAAUCGCCCUCCGUAUAAUUCCGUGCAAAGUGAUGCUGCUGGUCUCUGGGACGUGAUCGUACCGACUUCCAUGCCGGUAUUUCGUCCGUCGCCGAGCAAGAUCGGAAAGGUUAAAAAAUCUGAAACCGAUGAAAAGAAUUGGAAUGUUCAUUUUCCGCUCAGAAUUUGGGGAUGA